Hymenoscyphus albidus is the source of this 807-nucleotide messenger RNA. Lineage: Eukaryota; Fungi; Ascomycota; Leotiomycetes; Helotiales; Helotiaceae. The record is from the annotation of a GenBank genome assembly.
AUGGACACAAAAACCAUCAGAGUCAAUACGUAUGUUGACAUUGCAACGACUCUCGCUCGACAGCCACGUCCCCACAGAGAGCCUCGAACCAACUCCAAAGAUGUAAUGGCAAGAGGCAAUUUUACUGAUAUUUGGAGUAUAAGAUCAGAUUGGGAGAAACGUAUCAAACGAUGGCAGGAAGAAGUCCACGGCAGACGAACCUCGAUUAAAUCCAUAAAUCUCAGAGAUAUGAGAAUCGGCACCUUGUUCCUUCAGCACCCAAUCCCUGGCGUGGCGGUUUGGAAUAUUUUUCAGGCAUGCUAUGAAAUCGACCGUAUUGUAUGCUCACGUCCAAAACUUCGGCAAGUCAUCACAGGAUGGGAGGAGUUGCCUAUGUUGCAAUAUUUGGACAACCCUGAAAUUAAAGAAUGCUGGAAAGAAUCUCUUGGGGAUAUGCGGGCAGCAAUCUCGGAAAACAAAAGUCAUGCGGAACAACCAACCGAGAAUGAAUUCCUCAGAUUCGAGAAGGAUGGGGACAGGAAAAAGAACAGAAAAAGACCUGGGGUAGAGGAACAUAUUUCGGCGAUAAGCUACGGCGUUGAUAAUUUGGAGGAUCUAUGGUAUGAACUCAGUAAAAGCUUUCAGGUUUCACCAGACAUGAAAGACGCCGUGCAUACCAAGGAAAUAUUAGAUGCAAUUGUGACAUCAAUUGUACGAAAGUUCGCAAUGAUUAGUACCGCAUUGAAAGAUGAAAGCAGCAAUGCUGUGACCACGGGCGAUUCGAUACAGAGUAUAUCCAAAUUGUCUACUUCAAUGUCCUUUUAUUGA